Messenger RNA from Aedes aegypti (yellow fever mosquito), 1050 nucleotides. It is a transcript of the gene Rrp42, whose product is annotated as exosome complex exonuclease RRP42. NCBI's taxonomy places the organism in Eukaryota, Metazoa, Arthropoda, Insecta, Diptera, Culicidae. Bases 130 to 1029 code for a protein of 299 amino acids. Gene Ontology annotation, biological process: U5 snRNA 3'-end processing; nuclear polyadenylation-dependent rRNA catabolic process; U1 snRNA 3'-end processing. Gene Ontology annotation, cellular component: cytoplasmic exosome (RNase complex); nuclear exosome (RNase complex). The transcript is spliced from 2 exons. The record is from RefSeq and is a predicted model, not a curated record.
GAGCAGAAGUCACAAAGCAAAACAAAACGACUCAAACGACACGCGGAGUGAAACUCAACAGAAGCUGCCUGUGUAUUUUAACAAUUUCGUUAAUUUUGUGUAUGAAAGUACUUUAAAACUGCAUUACUAAUGGCUAAUGUUUUAUUAAGUGAAGCCGAAAAAACCUACAUUCUACAUGGUAUCCAGAAAGACUACCGCAAUGAUGGUCGAACGAAUCGUGAUUACCGCCCAAUGGAACUGGAAACGGAUAUUGUCGUCCACGCCAUGGGUUCGGCUAGGCUGCGAUUGGCCAACACGGAUAUCCUUGUGGCGGUGAAAGCCGACAUCGAUGCCCCUUCCCCAGACCGGCCAAAAGAGGGAAAAAUCGAAUUCUUUGUCGAUUGCUCGGCCAAUGCUACGCCGGAUUUCGAAGGGCGCGGGGGUGAAGAAUUAGCCACCGAAAUCUCCAAUACCUUGUCGAAGGCGUAUCUUUCGCAACAGGCUUUCGACCUAACACCACUCUGUAUUCUGGCCAAGCAUCAAUGUUGGAAAUUAUAUGUGGAUAUAUUGAUUUUAGAAUGCGGUGGAAAUUUGUUCGAUGCCGUGUCGUUGGCCGUGAAGGCCGCUCUUUACAACACGAAACUGCCCCGUGUGUCUUCGGCAGAACUGGACGGAGGGGCUAUGGACAUCAUACUGUCCGAUGAUCCGUACGACUGUGAGCGAUUGAAUAUUCAAACUGCACCUCUAUUGGUAACUGUUUGCAAAAUUGGAGACUAUUGUGUGGUCGAUCCAUCAGCCGAGGAAGAGGAAUGCAGCGCCAUUAGCGUUGUAAUUGGAGUUUCCCGCAAGAACGGUGGUAAAUCGUCUGUAACGUCGAUCAGAACAUCAGGAGAGGGUUCCUUCCAUUCGGACACCUUGAUGAAAAGCCUGGAUCUAGGCGUCAGUGCAGCAACGUAUCUGGACAAAGCUCUGAUGGCCGCACUGAAAGUCGAUGAGGAGAACAAUACCAAGCCACUAGGCGAAAAGGAAAUAUUUGGAUUCCUAAAAUAAUCAAUUUCUGCGAUAACAAAA